AUGAAACGAGGAACGUCAUCUGUUGCGCAUGGACCCGAGUCUCAUGAUGGAGCCGCAAAACGUGGCGGUAGCGUCUCUGAGUUCUACAAAGAAGCACCGACGACAUUAGCAGCGCCCGGUGAUCGACUGCCUGUGUCCGCGCCCGAAGUGAAGGGGUACAAGGAGAGACCACGUGCGGUGGACUGGAAGCGACAAGGGACGGCACGACAGGACGCGUCGCGGUACGACGAGAAGGUUGAGGUGUCGGGGUCGGAGGGUGAUGUGGCGCGGUUGAAGGCAACGGGUCGGCCCUGUGGAAACUGCGAGCCACGAUGUGCGUGCCUCGAUAUGCACGUCGAGCCUAUACUUGCAUUGACACCACAAGUGGUCGUGGACCCUUUGACAAAAGUUCGUACACGACACCAAGAACGGACCUGCGAGGGUUGA
This is a messenger RNA of Hyaloperonospora brassicae, 426 nucleotides long. NCBI's taxonomy places the organism in Eukaryota, Oomycota, Peronosporomycetes, Peronosporales, Peronosporaceae. The record is from the annotation of a GenBank genome assembly.